UGCAGUCACGUGGUCGCCGGGAGGAUCCGUCUGGAAAAUUUUUAUGGAAUAACAAACUUAGGCUAAAAAUAAUACUCUUUUUUUUUAUUAUUAUCAUUUUUAAUCAUCAGGGGCGCCCUUUGAACUGUUCCAGCAGAUGUAGGCUGGCUCUGCGGACCCGAAGCAGAAUAUAAACUGAGCCGGGACAGUAUGGAGAACUGCUGCAUGUUUACGGACUCUAUCUCCCAUCAGGAAGCUGCACGGCUGCUCCUUUAUUCAUUCACUUAGCAGCUGUCUAUUUUGAACCUUUAGAUAACAUAAGCUGCUACACAUUAAGUGUUUUCUGUCGCUAUUGAGCCGUAACUGUCUGAUAUUGGAGCUCUGAGGACAUGCCUGGGAUCUGAGGGCUUUUUUUUUUUUUUUUUUUUUUUUUACAAAGUUUGACACAAGUUUUCAUCGAACAAUGAAGGCGCCCCUGGCCCCCGGUAUACGAUUUACAACGUCCUUUUCUCGAGAUAGUUGGUAUCGGGGUUUCAUUCUUUUCCUCACCUUCCUCUUCUACACGGCCUACCAUCUGUCACGGAAACCCAUCAGCAUUGUUAAGAGUGAGCUGCACAAAAACUGCUCCACAGUUGUUCGGCCAGCAGACCUCAACAUAACCAACAAUGAAACUUGGUGUGACUGGGCGCCCUUUGACCAGGACAACUAUCAGACACUGUUUGGAGUCUUGGAUAACUCCUUCCUGGUUGCCUAUGCCAUCGGCAUGUUUAUCAGUGGAAUAUUUGGAGAGCGCGUGUCUCUGCGGUACUACCUGAGUUUUGGCAUGUUGAUGAGUGGAUUGUUCACAUGUCUGUUUGGCCUCGGCUUCUACUGGAAAAUCCACUCAUUAGGGUACUACGCCUUCAUCCAGGUCAUGAACGGGAUCAUGCAGACCACCGGUUGGCCUGCAGUGGUGGCUUGUGUCGGCAACUGGUUUGGAAAGGGGAAGCGCGGGUUCAUCAUGGGUGUGUGGAACUCCCACACCUCAGUGGGAAACAUCUUGGGCUCACUCAUCGCAGGAGUCUUUGUGUCCUCAGAGUGGGGAAUGUCCUUCAUUGUCCCCGGUCUCAUCAUCGCCUCCACCGGGAUCCUGUGCUUCUUCUUCCUGGUUGAGAAACCUGAAGAUGUCAACUGCACUCCUCCUCAGCACCACAGCGAACAGGAGGACGGCGAGACGGAUCCCCUCCUGCAGAACUCGUCCCACGCUGACAGAACGGUGAACGGAGCCAUCGUCACCGAGCAUUCAGAGAUUGUUGAGGUGGAGCACACUGAGGCCAUCAGCUUCUGUGGGGCUCUCAGUAUACCUGGAGUCGUGGAGUUCUCUCUCUGCCUGCUGUUCGCAAAACUGGUCAGCUACACUUUCCUCUACUGGCUGCCUCUCUACAUCUCAAACGUUGCACAUUUUGAGGCAAAACAGGCAGGAGACAUGUCGACACUGUUCGAUGUAGGAGGCAUCGUCGGAGGCAUAAUGGCGGGCGUUGUGUCUGACUACACCGGGGGGAGAGCGACAACCUGCUGCGUCAUGUUGCUCGCUGCCGGCCCAAUGCUUUUCCUCUAUAAUUCCAUUGGACAAAGGAGUAUCGGUACGACAGUUGGUAUGCUGCUGGUGUGUGGAGGCCUGGUGAACGGACCGUACGCCCUCAUCACUACUGCUGUAUCUGCUGACCUGGGAACACAUGAAAGUCUGAGAGGAAACUCCAGGGCUCUGUCAACAGUGACAGCAAUCAUUGACGGGACUGGUUCAAUCGGAGCUGCGGUGGGUCCUCUGUUAGCCGGCGUGAUCUCUCCCACUGGCUGGAACAAUGUCUUCUACAUGCUCAUCUCUGCCGACGCCUUGGCCUGCCUGUUUUUGUCCAGGCUCGUUUACAAAGAAGCUAAGGGUUGGUGUGGACGUGCCCCCCGAGCCAGAGGGUUCAAAGAAAUCUGAGACACUCAUCCAAUCAAACCGGAAACCAAACACAGAAAACAGGGAAACAAUGCUCAAACUGACGUCAGCACACAGUGGAACAACUUUCCAUCUAGCCUUCAUAGAAACCAGUGGAGCCGCCAGUGGAAGAUUCAAGGCACUAAACUGACCAUUGAAGCCUUGUUGUUAUUGUAAAACAGAGAGAAAUAUGUCUUUUUGAAGACAACGCCUUUUUUUAUGACUAAUCUACUCAUUCUGAUUUGUUUGUUUUUAAUAUUCUUUUAUCAUUAAAUGUGUAUAUACUGUC
Centropristis striata (black sea bass) is the source of this 2231-nucleotide messenger RNA. It is a transcript of the gene slc37a2, whose product is annotated as solute carrier family 37 member 2. Gene Ontology annotation, biological process: phosphate ion transmembrane transport; glucose-6-phosphate transport. Gene Ontology annotation, molecular function: glucose 6-phosphate:phosphate antiporter activity. NCBI's taxonomy places the organism in Eukaryota, Metazoa, Chordata, Actinopteri, Perciformes, Serranidae. The transcript is spliced from 18 exons. Gene Ontology annotation, cellular component: endoplasmic reticulum membrane. The record is from RefSeq and is a predicted model, not a curated record. The coding region runs from base 443 to 1945 and encodes 500 amino acids.